AUGGAACUCUCGCCUCAGCCUGGUCUCCCCAAUGUUGGUCCAUCUCUAAGAGGCCCUGCCUCUUCUGCACAUUUAUUGAAUGAAGAAGAACGUGGGGAUGAAUCAUUUGCAGGGGGUAUGGAGUUUGCCCCUGAAGACACGCUUCAUGAUACUGCCUCCACUGCCCCUCGUGUUGAAGAAGAUAUACUUCCUGUCCAAGAGCCUACUGUGACUACCCAGCAAGAUUCAGUAACGGACAAGUCUCCCUCUGUUUCUGUGUUACUACCCCCUGUAGGAGGUACACAGCCAAGCCCUAUGACUGGAGUCAUAUCAAAACCUACUAUCACCGAGGAUCCACUAGCAUUUCCUUCCGUAGAUGAAGAUGAGCCUAUAGACCAUAGCGAUGGUGCGGAUGCCACAGAUGAUGAUGGAGACCAGAGUGGGAACAAUGACAACCUGGGUGAUGACAGCGAUGAUCCCGAUGACUGGGAUAUUCCACCACCAUCUUCUUCCGACAAAGCGUCAGCCUACAUUCCUCUACCUCUCACUGAUCCUAUGAUACAUGAGACGAGUACUGUCACCCCUCUUUCGACGCAACAGCUUAUUCCACCACCAGCUCAGGUGUCAGAGCCACCUCGCUUGGAGGUCUCAACGACGACCCUCCCACCGACAACCUUAUUGACAAUUUCUCUAGCCUCUACAGAAGUGAUAGACAUGCCAAGGUCAUCUAACAUGGGGGAACUGAUGGCUCUGCAAUCAAGUCCAUCUCAACUGGAUAUCGGCGUUCCUUCUCAAGCCACUACGCCGAAGUCACCUGCUGGUCUUUUACUUGGCUCUGUGUCUUCAGAAGUUUCUGUGCCGUCUCCCAUAGCUGUUUUGAGUGCCAGAUUUUCUCAAGAUUUCUCUUGA
Asparagus officinalis (garden asparagus) is the source of this 888-nucleotide messenger RNA. RefSeq names its product mucin-2-like. Lineage: Eukaryota; Viridiplantae; Streptophyta; Magnoliopsida; Asparagales; Asparagaceae. The record is from RefSeq and is a predicted model, not a curated record. The coding region runs from base 1 to 888 and encodes 295 amino acids. The transcript has 2 exons.